GCGACAUCUGUUUCGUCAAUUACGGAGAAGUCCCACCUUGCAUUCAUGCCAGACUUGUUGGAGCACAUGUUCGUGCGGAUACCUGGGUUAUCAUAACGCCAGACUUUGACAUUUACGAGGAGCAGUUGUCCAACAUGAACCCAGAUUACACAGCUUUCCAUCAUGGUGGCCCCGGGUUAGGAACGGUUGUGAUUCCUCAAGGGCAGGGUCUCCCUGCUGGGGCCGUGCAGCUAGGCGACAGGGCCAUCAUUGAUCAUGGUGGUGGGGUCCAGGUUGCCAUCAAGCAGGUAGCCCUUUCCCAGGUUGGCGCCAUGGAAGUUCGAGAUCUCCGGGUUUUGCCGAUUCGGUACGAUGCUCAGGGUCAACGCCGGGCAGAGUUUGGGGAUGUUGUUAGCCAGAUGUCUCAGGACGACAUGCCCGGGGGGAAGUUGCAAUUGGAUGGACCUCCUUCGGCCCUAGAGGUGAUGAGAUCUAUGGUGCUAAGGGGGUUGACGCCAGUGACUGAUCAUGAGCAUUGGGUGCGCACACAUGACUUGGCAAAAGGGGACCGUUCGGUCUACGAGAUGGAGGUGAUCACCCGAGUGAUGGAGGCUUUUGUCACGGUGGACCAAAUCAAUGUCCCUAACCUUAAGGGCUGCGAGUUGUUGAUUCGCCGGUGGCAGUUGAUUCGAGAAGCUCACCGGAUUUCACCGACGGCCCCAGACUACUCGGCCACGGACGUCAUUAUGGGAUGGGCCUACCGAAAGGGCGAUGGUGUGGAACCUUCGCUUGCAAAGUAUGUGGCCGGUGAGUUGCGGGAUCAGGCUUCGAUUGCCAAGGAGGCCAGGAAGGCCGAUGGCGUGAUCUUCUUCCUCUUCCUUUGCUCAAGCCGGAGUCUGUUCGCGCAGAGGCGAGAAGCCAAUGUGGCGAGAACCAACGGGCUGGCUUCCGCAAACCUUCUGCUAUGGCCAUCAGUGAGCUUCUGCUUGAGAGCCCGGCUUCGCCUUAUGUUUCGGGUGAAGGCUGGGGCUGCACCCUUGGACGCCACAGAACUUUUGGAUCCGCAAGGUCGAGAAAUCUUGAAUAGGUUUGAGAGCUCAAUGUUCGUGGACGAAGAUGGGAUUCCAGUGAAAACAAUCACCCCCUACAUGGAUGAAAUGUUGAAGUCGUCUCCGAAGGCCUAUGCCGAGUUCAUCGUCGACAUCUUCGCGCGAGGCAUGAUUGACUUCGCGAAGACAGCUACAUCAACUAUAACUCCCUUCUUUGUGAACAAAAAGAGUGGUAAAUUGCGGCUUGUGCUAGACUGCAGAGCAAGCAACAUGUACUUUGCCAAGCCCCCUGACAUUGCUUUAGCUGCGGGAUACACGUUUGCGCAAUUGGAAAUUCCUGAUGGUGAACAGCUUUACGUUGCUCAAAGUGAUGUUCGGGACUACUUUUAUUCCAUUGGGCUCCUGCCAGGACUCCGCGGCUACUUUGCGCUGCCGCCGAUUGCGGUGCACAUGCUACCUCCAGGCCUAGUUGAUCCAUCUGACGUUGAGGGUGGCAUGACACGUCCUAGGAUGAAAGUGGUCCCAAUGGGUUGGAGUUGGGCCAUGUGGAUUGCCCAACGAAUUCAUCAGCAUCAAGCUGCUCUUGCAGUGGCUUGCAGUCCCGAUCAGGUUUUGGUGGAUGGGAGGCCUCCGCCUGAUCUCCAGGCGGGGAGUCCCGUGAUGAUCCCCUACGCCGAUAACUUGAACGUGUGCGGCACAUGCAAAGAUUCAGUCCAGAGGGCGAAAGACAAGGCUCUCGGCUUCAUCAUUGACGGUGAGCGGGGGCAGGUGCAUCCUAUUCCGGCUAGGUGUCUGGUAGAGCCAUUGAACGAAUUAUUGGGCAUUGUGUUCACCUUUUCAUGCUACGUUGACAGUCAUGUUGUGCAAACCGUUGGACGUUGCAGAGAGAUGUGGCGAUUCAAGUCAAAAGAUCCAUUGUCACGAGCGCGGGAUGCGGCUCUGAGUUUGGACCCUUUUGUGCAUCAUGAGACUGUCAUGCCAAUGUCACAUGAGGAGCGGGAUCCCUUCCAGCUCAACCUUGAAUUUCAACAUGUGCCGCAUGAGAUUGCAUGUAGCCCAGAGUGGAAAGUUCAGUUUGCCUCGAGAAUGACAAAGCCUGAGCACAUCACGCUUUUGGAAGGGCGGGGAACUGUUCAAGCCAUUCGUCACAAGAUGCGCGUUGAGGGCAACUUUGGCAAGAAACAUUUGCACCUUGGUGACAACUUAGGAGGAGUGCUGGCGAAUCUGAAGAGUGCAGUACCGCCGCGCUCCCUGGCUGCAGCUCCUACGAAGCGCAACUUGCGCAAAGCAGUUCAGGCUCCCGACGAGGCAUCGCGAGCAGCGAAGCGUCAGGCUGUUGUGGCGCGGGGGAACUCGCGGAAGAGGAGCGCCGACCACACGUUUCUCGAGACAGCAGCGGUGGCGCCUCGGACCAGCGAGGAGUACCUGCACAAGUGGAACCUCUUCGAGUCGUUUUGCAGAACACAGAAGCUGAAGCUGCGAAGCGCGGACGAUGUGGAUUUCGCAUUGACGAUCUUUCUCAACCAAGCUUUUUGGGAAGGCUGGGACGUGAGCGAAGGUGUCAAAACCAUAGCAGCUGUCACAGACCGUCGGCCUGCGCUGGCGGGCAGACAAGGGCUUCCGCGGGCGAGACGUUCGCUGCAAGGAUGGCGAAGCCUGGACCCGGGAGUCACACGUCCCCCGUUGGCCUGGCCAUUCAUCGCGCUCAUCGCCUUGACUGCAGUGAUGAACAAUCAGCUGGUCGAGGCGAUUGCCUUCCUCUUCAUGUUCGUCACGUACGUGCGACCGGGGGAGGUGUUCGAGUUGCGACGACAAGACCUUGUGAAAAGCGAGGUGCUGGGACAGCAGUGGUCUGUGAAUCUGCAUCCCUCCGAGGACCUGCAGGAAUCAAAGGUGGAGGUCAGCAACGAGACUCUGCUUUUGGACAACAAAGAAAUCCCCUGGCUUGGUCAGGUGCUCGAAUGCGUCACGGCCAUCUCUUCAGGACCGCUUUUCCCAACCAGCUACACGGAAGUGCAACAGGCUUGGGCGCAGUCUCUGCGGGAACUCAAGCUGGGAGACAAGUUCGCAGUCCUGUACCAGCUGCGUCACUCUGGCGCAAGCUGGGAUCGCUUCAGGCAGUACCGCAGCCUGUUGGAGGUCAAGCUCCGAGGCAGAUGGGCAUCAGACAACAGCCUGAAGAGGUCAUCGAGAUAUGCCAACAGCUGCGAGUGCCAUGGCCUCCUUUUGCGCUUAUGGCAUGCCGUGGAGAAAGGUCGGAUAUGGGAGGAGGAAAGUUGUGAGAAUGUGCAUGCCCUCGUGAUCAUUCACUUCGUUGUUUGCUCUCCAGAGGGCAGCAUGAUGUUUGCCUUUGCGCAGUCGGAGGGCUUUGGGGCAGUGCUGAAAGAGGCCCAGCAGCGAGUUUCCGGGGCCGUGGCGGCCGUGUCCGUGAACGAAACGGUGCAGCAGCUUUGGACCAAGUGGAAGAUCUCGAACUGUGCCCUGCUUCAGACCGGGGCCUACAGCACUUCCGACUGGGGCGGACGCUAUGGCUACGGGAAGAGAUAUUAUGGCUACCACCCCUCCCCCCCACCACCAUCACCCGAGCCAGAAUGGGCCGAAAGGCUCGAGGCGCAGCAUGGAAAGCUAAUGGAGAACCAGGUCGUCUUCCACAACGAGUCCACGGGGAAUGAGGAGAACAUCAAAGAGGGCGUGGAUAAUCUACAGGUUGCACUGGUCAUUCCGGAUCAAGACCCAUUGCCGACGCCUCCUCCCGGAGAUUGUGAUCCGGGCGUGAACUUAAGCGGACCUGUGUGCUACGAAUCGCAGACGCCCUGCCAGCUCACCAUCAGCAACGACCCGGUUGCGGAGAAGUACCUGGGUGUCCCUGUUUACUAA
Messenger RNA from Symbiodinium necroappetens, 3905 nucleotides. NCBI's taxonomy places the organism in Eukaryota, Dinophyceae, Suessiales, Symbiodiniaceae. The record is from the annotation of a GenBank genome assembly.